AUUUUGCAGUCAUGCUGAAGGCAUUAUUAUUUUGCGGACUGGUUGGACUUUCUUAUCAAGUGGUGUGGAACACCGCUGACUGUGGCCAAGGAGGUUCUGGUCCACCGGGAGAUGUUCAAAUCGUGGAUGGAGUGGAGUCUGCUGAUGGACAAUGGCCCUGGCAGAUUUCACUGAGACGAGAAGGUCUAUUCGGAUUCGGCCACUCAUGUGGAGGUAGUAUCAUUAACAACAAGUGGAUCCUCACAGCAGCUCAUUGUCUCUCAGCUACCGGUGAUGCUAGCGGUUAUCAAAUCGAAUAUGGAAUGAACAUCCGUGAUACAGGUACCCUUGAUGAUCCAGUCCGAUACAUCAGACACGCAGACUUCGACAGUGAUAGCAAUGAAAAUGAUAUCGCAUUGAUAGAGCUCAGUGGAACACUCUCAUGGAGUUCUACCGUCCGCCCAGUGUGCCAACCAACCACAGCUAAUAUUGAUGGCCGCCAGUCAGUUGUCAGUGGAUGGGGAACUGAGUUCUCAGGUGGUUCCGUUACAACAGAACUCCGACACGUACAAAAGACUAUUGUCUCCAACGAUGAAUGCCGCAACUCUUACGCCGAUAUUUUCGACAGCAGUCUCUGUUCUGGCCUUGAUGAUGAGGGUGAUUCCUGCCAGGGAGACAGCGGCGGCCCAUUGUCCAUAAAUGAGAAUGGCCGAUGGCUAGAGGUUGGCGUGGUCUCCUGGGGUCGUGGAUGCGCAGUGCCUGGUUACCCUGGACUUUCCUAUCAAGUGGUGUGGAACACCGCUGAUUGUGGCCAAGGAGGUGAUGGUCCACCGGGAGAUGUUCAAAUCGUGGAUGGAGUAGAGUCCGCCGAUGGACAAUGGCCCUGGCAGAUUUCAUUGAGAAGGGAAGGUCUAUUCGGAUUCGGCCACUCAUGUGGAGGUAGUAUCAUUAACAACAAGUGGAUCCUCACAGCAGCUCAUUGUCUCUCAGCUACCGGUGAUGCUAGCGGUUAUCAAAUCGAAUAUGGAAUGAACAUCCGUGAUACAGGUACCCUUGAUGAUCCAGUCCAAUACAUCAGACACGAAGACUACGACAGUGGUACCAAUGAAAAUGAUAUCGCAUUGAUGGAGCUCAGUGGGACCCUCUCAUGGAGUUCAACCGUUCGCCCAGUGUGCCAACCAACCACAGCUAAUAUCGAUGGUCGCCAGUCAGUUGUUAGUGGAUGGGGAACAGAGUUCUCAGGUGGUACCGUUACAACAGAACUCCGACACGUACAAAAGACUAUUGUCUCCAAUGAUGAAUGCCUCAAUUCGUACACAAGUAUUUUCGACAGCAGUCUCUGUGCCGGCCUUGAUGAUGAGGGUGAUUCCUGUCAGGGAGACAGCGGUGGCCCAUUGUCCAUAAAUGAGAAUGGCCGAUGGCUAGAGGUUGGCGUGGUCUCCUGGGGUCGUGGAUGCGCAGUGCCUGGUUACCCUGGUGUUUACGCUAGAGUUUCUUCAUACCUACAAUGGAUCAUCGACCAAAAUUAAUAAACAUGAAUUGGUUUUGAUACAAACAGCUUAUUAAAAUACAUUUUAAUUGAUUAAACAGAAAUGA
Owenia fusiformis is the source of this 1575-nucleotide messenger RNA. The record is from the annotation of a GenBank genome assembly. Lineage: Eukaryota; Metazoa; Annelida; Polychaeta; Sabellida; Oweniidae.